Molecule: messenger RNA, 1420 nt
Organism: Dacryopinax primogenitus
Lineage: Eukaryota; Fungi; Basidiomycota; Dacrymycetes; Dacrymycetales; Dacrymycetaceae
Exons: 2
Coding region: 1-1260 (419 amino acids)
Biological process (GO): protein ubiquitination
Cellular component (GO): cytoplasm
Molecular function (GO): ubiquitin protein ligase activity
Source: RefSeq, a predicted model, not a curated record
AUGGCACAGCAGUUGCACCCACAGCAGCAGCAGCAGCCUGCCCAGAUUCAGCCAGAGGGAGGGAAUACGGAGCAGAACGUAGAGCCUGCGAUGGAGGAGUCUACCGACGUACCAUCGACAAUUACGCCUAUACCCCAGCCUACACCUGCUUCCCCCCUCGUAACAGCACCAGCACCCGAACCCAACAUGCCAGGUGCACUCCCCACGGCACCCGCAGCUGAACAACCCCCACCUCAACCCACCCAAGAGGGCACUGCCCAUAUCCACGCUUGGCAGAUCCCAGGGGGGAUGGUCUUUACGCUCUUUGUCGGUCCUUCCGUCCCAAUACCAGGGAUGGCUACUGCUCCUCCUACAUUUAAUCCUUUCCCUAUACCUGGCGCCGCCCCAGGAGCAGAAGCAGGGUUAGGGGGAGGGGCAGGAGAAUGGUUCAUCCCCUUCUUUCCACCCUGGUUCUUCCCGCAAGAGAAGGAGCCCGAUUACGCCCGCGGCGCACUCCUCAUGCGCGCUUUGGAGCAAGUCGAGCCCGAGCUCCUCUCCCGCUUCCAGAGAGUACAAGGCGAAGAUCAGCGCUGUCCUGUCUGCUUUGAACGGCUUGGAGAUGCUCCUGCCGUCGACCCUCCUGCGCAGGACUCGCAAGCACCAGCCCAAGCCCAGGCAAGGCAAAACCAUAUCCCCCCUUGUCCCUUUCCGCAGGCGGAAAUUCUAGCCCUUCCCUGUCACCACCCAUUCCACGCAGGAUGUCUUUUCCCCUGGCUAGGGGAACACACCACAUGCCCCACAUGCAGGUUCGACCUCGACCCAGAGUCACAGACACUUACCCCUCCUCCCCAAGGAGGACGGUACAGUCCCUACCUGAGCCAGGAAGCGCGUAAGGCCGGAAAGUGGAAUCUACCCCUCGGACCAAGUGGGCAGAUCCUCCGGGAAAGCGUGGUGAUGCGGGAGCAUGAGCAGGGGUGGACAUGUGCCGAUCCCGGCUGCUUGCAUGCGCUCCCCAACCCCUCGUACGCACAGCACCCAGCAGGGGAGCCUAAAGCGCUCCAAAUCCACCUCCUGACUCAACUCGAUCCCGACGCGGAACCGGCUUGCGAGCAUGCGUGGCACCCCGAGUGCUUGGUUGGCUCGGUCAGGAGCCGUGCUGGUGGAGUGGAGGUGGCCCCUGGGGGAACGAGGGUGGAAUGUGCACUGUGUAGGGACGGCAGGGAGGGGUGGGUGAUGCGCGAUGUGUGGGAGGAUGGGGUGAGAGCAUGGGAGGAGGUAUAGUUGCGCCGUUGUCGCCCCGUUCGCUUUGAUGAUGCUUCACCAGCACUAGCACGUCUCAAGUCCUGACUCUGUAGGAUUAGAAGAUAAUCGUUUGUAGCUGAUAUUAUUUCUUUCUCUUUUGUUAGUUGGAUGCAAUUGUAGAUUACGCAAUUUAUGGAUA